AUGGAUCUUCGCUCUCUCCUCCGGCCGGCCUCCCAGCUGCUCAAUCCCCUCCGCUGCCUCUCCACCCCCAGAGCAGCAGCCACAGCCGCCGUCUCCCUCCCGCUCACCUCCUCCCGCGGCCACAAGACCACGGCCCGCACCAAGCGAGCCCUCAAGAUGGCUCCCCACGACUCCUUCCUGCCCUCGCGCACCGCCGCCUUCCCCGCCGACGACUCCAUCAUCUACAACCCGCCCGCGUCAGAGGCCUCGCCCGAGCACACGCCCUUCAUCUUCCUGCCGCGCAACGACCCGCGCCGCCUCGCCAUCAUGCGCCUCCGCAGCAGCUCAAACGACCCAACGGCCUACUCACAAGCAAACGGCGAGCUGCCCCCGGAGAUGCGCUACAAGCGCCGCGAGGCAAAGUACAACCUGACCAAGGAGCACAUUGAGGAGAUGCGCCGCCUGCGCAACGAGGAUCCCCUGACGUGGAGCGUGCAGAAGCUUGCUCGCAAGUUUGAGUGCUCAACUGUCUUUGUGCAGAUGGCUGCGCCGGCGCCGCCAGAGCAUUUGCAGUGGCUGAAGGGCAAGAUGGAGAGGAAGAUGGAGAGAUGGGGACCCAAGAGGACACAGGCGAGGGAGGACCGGAAGAGGAGAGCCGAGAUGCUGUAUCGGGGCGAGUUAUAAGGGUUUGGAUGAGUUGUGUGGAAGAAUCGGGCAGAGGAGGGCAAAAGAGCUGUUUGUAUAGAUCAAGGCGAAUAUACAGCUUCGGAUGGCUUGGGACGUUGUGGCAUUGACAAGAUAUCAUGUUUGACACGAGCAUGUGUAUAAAGAGGAAUUGGGCAUUGGAGGAGGGUGAAAAGGACUGAGCGUGGUGUACGAUAUACAAAGCUUGAGAUAAAGAUUUCAUGACGAACAUUGCAUCAUACACAUUCAUGAUACGAGC
Molecule: messenger RNA, 922 nt
Organism: Trichoderma virens Gv29-8
Lineage: Eukaryota; Fungi; Ascomycota; Sordariomycetes; Hypocreales; Hypocreaceae
Exons: 1
Coding region: 1-663 (220 amino acids)
Cellular component (GO): mitochondrial large ribosomal subunit
Molecular function (GO): structural constituent of ribosome
Source: RefSeq, a predicted model, not a curated record